This is a messenger RNA of Cryptomeria japonica (Japanese cedar), 2587 nucleotides long. RefSeq names its product DEAD-box ATP-dependent RNA helicase 39. Gene Ontology annotation, molecular function: RNA helicase activity; nucleic acid binding; ATP binding. The coding region runs from base 249 to 2258 and encodes 669 amino acids. NCBI's taxonomy places the organism in Eukaryota, Viridiplantae, Streptophyta, Pinopsida, Cupressales, Cupressaceae. The transcript has 9 exons. The record is from RefSeq and is a predicted model, not a curated record.
AUCAUUAUCAUUCCUUUUCACUCUUUUGUUCGCGCGUCGAACGUUUUACUGUUACUUAUCGAAGAACACAAUUCUACAUCCUAGAUUUUUGUGGCUAUUCAAUUUAUUUGCGUGAGGCUAGAUGUGAAUGCGUGUCAGGGAGUUUUAAAGUUGAGCGCUGUGUUAUCCAUGGAUGGAUAAGGAGAGCGGUACUAUGCUUUUCAACUUGGAAGAAAUCAGAUUCCAACCACGUUAAGGGCUUUAAGAAAAUGUCAGCUUUAAGGACGAUGAUGCUGUUUCAGUCCUCUUCUGCUCUGUUGAACUCAACAAGGGCUUCUAUUAUUCCUUGCCGUUUUCCCACGCGCAGGGGUUAUGUAGGGUUUAAGGCAGUACGCAGCGGUUCCUACUCGUCCUCCUCAGCGGUCACACUUGCAGACAAUUCCAAAGAAGAUGCUGAUGGCGGCGGUGAUACUCAACAGGCUCGUGCAAUUUCUCUACUUGAGAAGCUAAGGUCGAGGCACCUCAAAGAUUUUCAGCUUCAGAAUGCCAAGUCCAAAAGUAAGAGCGACACAAGCGCUGCUUCUAAAAGGGAAAGCAAAAAGACUCCCAAUCCCACAGUUUCAUCCUUUGGCGAGAUGGGACUUUCAGAGGAGAUUAUGAGGGCUGUGCAGGAAUUGAGUAUAUCGGUUCCCACGGAAGUGCAGUGCCUGGGAAUACCUGCAAUACUGAAUGGGAAAAGCAUUGUUUUGGCCUCCCACACUGGCUCUGGGAAGACACUCGCCUAUAUGCUCCCUCUCGUUCAGCUCUUAAGGAAAGAUGAAUCAAAAGUUGGCAUGCAGACAAAGCCAAAAAGACCUCGUGCUGUCAUUUUAUGUCCUACCAGGGAGCUUUCAGAGCAGGUAUUUCAAGUAGCGAAGUCUAUAUCGCAUCAUGCACGAUUUCGAUUAACAAUGAUAAGUGGUGGAGGCCGCAUGAAGCCUCAGGAGGAUGCUUUAAGCUAUCCACUCGAGAUGUUAGUGGGUACACCUGGAAGGUUGCUUGAACAUAUUAAUCAGGGCAAUAUGUUUUAUGGCGAUAUCAAGUAUGUGGUCCUUGAUGAAGCAGAUACCAUGUUUGAUCGUGGCUUUGGUCCCGACCUUCGCAAAUUUUUAAACCCACUGAGAAAUCGUGCUUCAAAACCUGGGGAUCAAGGUUUUCAGACAGUUUUGGUAACAGCAACCAUUACAAAGGCUGUCGAAAAGCUACUUGAUGAAGAAUUUGAAGGGAUAGUGCAUAUGCACACUUCAACCUUACACAAAAAGAUUGCAUCUGCACGCCAUGAUUUCAUAAAGCUUUCUGGAGAUGAAAACAAACUGGAGGCACUUUUGCAGGUGCUAGAACCAAGCCUUGCAAAGGGCAAUAAAGUGAUGGUCUUCUGUAAUACGUUGGGCUCCAGUCGUGCAGUUGAUCAUUUUUUGAAUGAAAAUCAAGUUCUGACAGUGAAUUAUCAUGGUGAAGUGCCUGCAGAAAAGCGAAUUGAGAAUCUCAACAAGUUCAAGAGUGAUGAUGGUGAUUCCCCUACAUUAGUCUGCACGGAUUUGGCAGCUCGGGGACUUGAUUUGGCUGUUGAUCAUGUGAUUAUGUUUGAUUUUCCUCAUACACCAAUAGAUUACCUACAUCGUACUGGAAGAACUGCUCGAAUGGGAGCAAAAGGUAAAGUGACAAGCCUUAUCACAAAGAAGGAGAUUACUCUAGCAAGUGAAAUUGAAGAUGCUAUACGAAACAAUGAGAGCUUAGAGGGGCUUACUACUAUAAAAGAAAAACAUGAAGCGAGAAAACAGAAACAGAUCCAUCAAAAAAUGAAUGAAAAUGUGAAACCUAAAGAGAGGACAUCUUUUCAAAAAGGAACUAAAACUCAGAGGGCUGGAUGGGCUCCAUCAUCAAAGCUAGGCUCUAAGGCAGUUAGAUCUUCUGCAACAAAAGUGUCUAAAAUUCCUAGGUCUGGAAGGAAUCCAUCACUGAAGCUGGGCACACAGGCAUUGAGAACUUCUGCACCAAAAAAUUCUAAAGUCAGUUCCCAAAAGACCAAACAGGUAAAUGUUACUGCUUUGGGUGCCAAGAGAAAACAGGAAUCUACGCAGAAAACUUUUAAAAUCACGAGUACUAGAAAAGCAAAAGGGACACCAAAGGUAUGGAAGACCGAGCAAGCAUUGACAUCUAGACUCUCUGUAGUUGGCUUUAAAGGUAAACAAAAAUCUUCAGAGAAAGAGGGAAAAGGUUCAGGGAAGAGAAAGGCAUAGUUUUAUUGUAUGUAUUAUGUUUUUGAUUCCCUUCUGUCCUGUAAGGCCUUUUUGAAGCAACACAGAUCUAAGUACAGGUUGUGGCGCAGACAAAAAUGAAACUAAUAAGAAGAGUCUGUAGAUUCACAAAGACAUUGGAGUUCCAAAGCACAUUUUCAAACAAGAUCACCUGUGAAACAGAAUGUAGGACUUUAACAUGCCAACCGGGAACAUUUGCUUCUAGGCCUAGGCCUUGCUGGAGCAGUUUUGUAAAUGGGUAUCACAUUGGAAGUACAUGUACUCUUGGAUAACUUUGAGUGCUAAUCGAGAAAUUAUUUAUUGCUUGUGAA